AAAAUAGCCGUCGGCCGAGCCGCAGCCAAGAGGAAGCAUUUUCCGUCUGAUUGUUUGCGCGUCUCUCUGUGAUGUUUUGACCGAACCGUCCGAAGAAUGGCGAGUGGCAGGGCCUUUCUGCUCGCGGGCCUCUUUUUGGGCCUCACCGCCGUUGGUCGGGCCGUCCUUUACCCCGACCUGGUGCACAUCGGCGGUCUCUUCCACCCCGAAGACAGUUUGCAGGAAAUCGCGUUCAGGUAUGCUGUCGACAGGGUCAACAUGGACAGGGUUCUGCUGCCAAAAACCACCCUGGUGCCCAUAAUUGAACAUGUGCCGACACUUGACAGUUUUAAAACGGCGCAGAAAGUUUGUAACUUGGCAAGCCGAGGUGUGGCAGCGAUUUUUGGUCCUCAGUCCCGAACGACUGCCGGAAUGGUGCAGUCCAUUUGCAACAACAAGGAAAUUCCUCACAUUCAGACACACUGGGAACCAAGGGAGCUUCCUCCUAACAGUGUGCAGAUCAAUAUGUAUCCUGAGCCGCAUAUCUUUGCCCUGGCUUUGAAAGCAGUUGUCAGAGAUAUGGGUUGGAAAACCUUCACUGUCCUUUAUCAACACAAUGAAGCCUUAAUCAGACUGCAGGAGGUUUUGAAAGACCACGGACCGAGCGACUCGCCAAUAACUGUCAGGCAGCUAGAGGAGGGAAACGACUACAGGCCUUUGUUGAAACAAGUCCAGGCGUCUUCGGAGUCCCAUAUAAUCCUUGACUGCGACACAGACAAAAUUUUGGAGAUUUUGCAGCAGGCAAAAGAAGUGAAAAUGAUGGAAGAUUAUCAGAGCUACUUCAUAAUAUCAAUGGACUUGCACACUGUUGAUCUGGAGGAGUUUAGAUAUGGCAGGACAAACAUCACAUCUCUGAGAAUUUUGGAUCCGACAAGUCAAGAGGUGCAAAAUGUUGUCCAGGACUGGAUAUUUGGUGAAAUGCGAAAAGGCAGAGUUUUGACAUUGUCCGCUAGUCAAGUCACUACGGACGUUGCGCUGAUGUACGACGCCGUCCAUUUGUUUGCUCGCGCCCUCCACGACCUGUCCUCCUCCCAGCGAAUCAACAUCAAACCAUUAAGCUGUGAUAAGCAGGAAACUUGGCCGCAUGGCUACAGCCUGAUUAAUUAUAUGAGAGUUAUGGAAACGAAAGGACUGACGGGACCUGUCAGGUUUGACAAUGUCGGCCUGCGUACAGACUUUACUCUGGAUCUUAUUGAAUGGCAGAGAGGAAAUUUGGUGAAGACUGCUGCUUGGGAUCCUCAGAUAGGAAUCAAUCACACAAUGUCUGAUGGAGAAAUCCGCAACCUGAUUAUUGAAAAUCUUCAGAAUAAAACUUUUAUUGUCUCGUCGCGCAUUGGUGCGCCAUAUUUAAUGUUCCGGCCAAAUGCAGACAAACUGACAGGCAAUGAAAGAUUCGAAGGCUACUCCAUUGACCUAAUUGACGAGAUUUCUCAAAUCCUGGGCUUCAAAUAUGAAUUCCAGUUGGUCCCCGACGGUCGCUACGGAAGCUACAACCCAAACACCAAGAAGUGGGAUGGUCUCGUAAAACAGCUUUUGGAAAGGAAAGCCGACUUGGCCAUUUGCGAUUUGACAAUUACUUAUGAAAGGGAAACUGCUGUCGAUUUUACGAUGCCGUUCAUGAACCUAGGUAUCAGCAUCUUAUACAGUAAACCAGUGAAGCAACCACCGAACUUGUUCUCCUUCUUGUCUCCCCUCUCAGUGGAUGUCUGGUUGUACAUGGCCACUGCAUACCUCGGCGUCUCUGUUAUUUUGUUCUUGCUGGCCAGGUUGGCUCCCAAUGAGUGGCAAAAUCCGCACCCGUGCAAUCCAGAGCCUGAUGAGCUCGAGGCGCAGUUUAACAUGCCCAACUCAUUGUGGUUCACUAUUGGUUCUCUCAUGCAACAGGGCUGCGACUUCUUGCCCAAGGCUGUUUCAACGCGAAUGGUUGCUGGCAUGUGGUGGUUCUUUACCUUGAUCAUGAUUUCGUCUUACACCGCCAACUUAGCCGCUUUCUUAACAGUAGAAAGGAUGGACGCCACAAUUGAAUCAGCUGAAGACUUGGCCAAGCAGACCAAAAUCAAAUAUGGAGCAGUGUCUGGAGGCUCAACUCUUUCGUUCUUCUCUAAUUCAAAUUUCUCGUUGUACCAAAAAAUGUGGUCUUUCAUGGAAUCCACAAAGCCAAGCGUUUUUGUCUCGUCCAAUGGGGAAGGAGUGGAGCGCGUAGCCAAAAGCAAGCGGACAUACGCAUUUUUCAUGGAGUCGACGUCCAUCGAGUAUGUGGUGGAACGGAACUGUGACUUGCAGCAAGUUGGUGGCCUUCUGGACUCCAAGGGCUAUGGGGUGGCCAUGCCAUUGAAUUCUCCUUACCGAACUGCUAUAAGCGGAGCUGUUUUAAAAUUACAAGAGGAGGGUAAGCUUUUAGGCCUCAAAACCAAGUGGUGGAAAGAAAUGCACGGAGGCGGCGCCUGCCAGCAAAACGUGGCCGUGGCCAGUGCAGGCCCUGAACUUGGACUGGCCAAUGUCGGAGGUGUUUUUGUGGUACUCAUAGGAGGAAUGGUGGGUGCCUUUUUCGUUGCCGUACUUGAGUUUCUGUGGAACACUCGAAAAGUGGCAGUGGAGGAAAGAGCAAACUUCCUUGACACUUUAAAGGAGGAGAUAAAGUUUGCUCUGGAUUGCAGCGCCAACACAAAGCCAGUUCGCAAGCCUAAGUCUCACAAUCAGUCGCCUCAGGGGAGUUCUACUGCAUCUUACGACAAAUUACAACAGCAACGAGAUUCGCAUUAGGCAAUUUUAAUUAAGUAAAUUCUUGUACCUCAUAAUUAAUUCAAUUUGUUUGAUAUAAUAUAAACUUGCUCACAUGUGUAUACAAUUUUAGAGAAAUAAAUAAAAUAAAAGCCCUGUCUUUUUGUUGUCAUAA
Messenger RNA from Neocloeon triangulifer, 2935 nucleotides. Its product is annotated as glutamate receptor ionotropic, kainate 2-like. Gene Ontology annotation, molecular function: transmitter-gated monoatomic ion channel activity involved in regulation of postsynaptic membrane potential; glutamate-gated receptor activity. NCBI's taxonomy places the organism in Eukaryota, Metazoa, Arthropoda, Insecta, Ephemeroptera, Baetidae. Bases 97 to 2802 code for a protein of 901 amino acids. The transcript is spliced from 17 exons. Gene Ontology annotation, cellular component: postsynaptic membrane; plasma membrane. The record is from RefSeq and is a predicted model, not a curated record. Gene Ontology annotation, biological process: monoatomic ion transport; synaptic transmission, glutamatergic; modulation of chemical synaptic transmission.